Paramecium sonneborni is the source of this 301-nucleotide messenger RNA. The record is from the annotation of a GenBank genome assembly. NCBI's taxonomy places the organism in Eukaryota, Ciliophora, Oligohymenophorea, Peniculida, Parameciidae.
GUAUUCUCAAGAUCAAAAAUUAGAAUGAAAAUUUUUCAAUUCAAGACUUUAGGAUGAGGAAGAAGAGAUUGAAAAUAAAAUAAAUCAUUAAGAUAAGAAAGAUGAAAAUAUUAUGGCUGAAAAUGAAUUUAAAAAAUUUAUUACAGAAUAGAAUGAAUUGAUAGAUAAUAUGAGAGCUUAGUUUUUAAGAAAGCUUUUAAAAAAUUAAUAAACAGAAAGUUCGAGAAAUAAAGGAAUUAUCGAAGUAGAGUUUAUAUGAGUCACAAAUUAAAUAAUAGACAGUUGAAAAUUCAAGUGAAUA